Messenger RNA from Micropterus salmoides (largemouth bass), 5326 nucleotides. Its product is annotated as protein Tob2. Gene Ontology annotation, molecular function: transcription corepressor activity. Lineage: Eukaryota; Metazoa; Chordata; Actinopteri; Centrarchiformes; Centrarchidae. Bases 453 to 1655 code for a protein of 400 amino acids. Gene Ontology annotation, biological process: regulation of gene expression. Gene Ontology annotation, cellular component: nucleus; cytoplasm. The transcript is spliced from 2 exons. The record is from RefSeq and is a predicted model, not a curated record.
UGUCAAACAGCAAAGUUUCUCUGGACCUCCAUGCAAACUGUCAGCUGAAGACAAACUGGGAAAGCCUUCGGCCAUCUGAGCACUAAGGCUGUGCUUUUAAAAAAUCAGCUAAGAAGCAGGAUCUCUACUUCUCAACAUCUGAACCAACGACUUGGCAGAUCCGCCUUUAAAUCCGAGACAACACAGCGGAAUUAAAACAGAGUAGGCUACAAGUCAAGCUAGGGCAUCAGUAACAAUAGUUGGGACCUGAAAACAUCGUUGCAUAUUUGUGACAAACAGCCUGCCACCUGCUGCCCCCACCUUUUGAGGUGCCUUUACCAUGGUGACACUAAAAGUAUCAUACACUUUACAAUAAGCCAGAGGGGAAAACUCCUUGUUCCAGUUGCAUCGCCUCAUAUUCAGCAUCAUCUUGAUCACUUUGCUCACACGACCGGCGCUAACCUACUGCAGCCAUGCAUCUAGAAGUUAAGGUCGCCCUCAACUUCAUCGUGUCCUACCUGUACAACAAGCUGCCUCGGCGUCGAGCCGACCUGUUUGGCGAGGAGCUGGAGAGGAUACUGAUGUCUCGCUUUGAGGGUCACUGGUACCCUGAAGCCCCCCUCAGGGGUUCUGCCUUCCGCUGCAUUCACCUUGGCGCACCGAGGGACCCUGUGGUGGAGUUGGCCGCCAAAAGAAGCGGACUGGACACGGAGGAAGUGCGUGCAAAUGUUCCUGCAGAGCUCAGUGUGUGGAUUGACCCUUAUGAGGUAUCCUACCAGAUUGGAGAGAAGGGGGCGGUGAAGAUUCUCUACCUGGAGGACCCUCCAGGCCUCGGCUGUGACAGCGAGAGGGCUGAGGGGGUGAUGAGAGAGGGUAAAGGAGACUCAGAGGUGGAGGAGGGCAGGAGUCUGGGCUUCAACCCAGACGCUCAGGUGUUUGUGCCAAUUGGAAGCCAGGCGUCUCCCGCCCUCAUGCCAUCGCUCUCUAGCUCUCCCACACCUCUGUCUGCCCAGUCCUGCCCCGGGCUCUUCAGCUACCCCAGCUCCAGCACGCCCACUGAGCCUGCCGUCCACUCCUCUAACACCUCUACCCCUUCUCCUCCCAGCGGUGGGCUGCCCUACCUCUCCGCUCAGCAGCCGCCCUCAGCUCUUCCCACUGCCCGUCCUCAACCCAUCACCUUCACCACCGCCAGCUUCGCCGCCACUAAAUUCGGCUCGACCAAGAUGAAGAAGUGCAGUGGGGCCGGGUCGGCAGCUGGCUCUGCAGUCGUCAUACCUCCUGCGCAGAGGAUGCUCUCCCACUCUCCUACCACCAUCUCGGCACCAGAGCUGCUCAAGCACAAGCCCCUGUCUCUCUCCUUGCACUCCCUUGGUGGUCCCAUCGCCAGCCAGCUCUCUCCCAACGCCAAAGAGUUUGUCUACCCAGGAUCCCCAGGCCCCCUUUACUUCGAUGUUGACACCCAGCCCAUGCAGCCUCAUGCCAGCCCAUUCCAACCCCCCCACACUCAUCCGUCCUUUGACCCCUUCUCCAGCCCUCCUCCUGCCCAGAGUGUGGGCAUCAUUGGCAGCAAUGGAGGAAUCUCCUACAUGGAGAAGCCGCCGUUUGUCGAGGGAUUAGGAAGCUACAAUCUGCAAUAUCCUAGCCAGUCCUUCCAGCCUGUUGUGCUGGCCAACUAAGCCUUCAUUUGUAAUGAUGAGAAUUGUUAUAGGAGGAGGGGGUGUGUAGGACAAUGAUGCGCCAGAUAUUUUCAGUUUUUCUAACAAAUUGUUCUAAUACAAGUUAAGGAUUAGUUUUACUACAACAAAGAUUUAAAUAAAUACCACAUCCACUGAAUAGUUAAUAUGAUUUGUUUUGGUCCUCCAUAACCCCCGACCCCACCCUGCCCUCUUGUCCGUUGCUGUUACUCGUUACGUUCUGUGUUAGCUUUGACAGGAGUGGGUGGGUGGAGUUCCUUUCUACCUUGAGUCGCCAAUCUCUUAUGUUUAUUUUGCAUUGAAUGUUAAUGUGAGGGACUUUUUUAGCGUGUGGUGUUUUUUUUUUGUGUUUUUUCCUCUUGACUUGUAGUUUAAUGGACCUCUAGCUCAAGUAUAGCUCCAUUUUUUGCACUGCACUGUCAUGCUGUGAAUAAGGACCUCGCCAAGUCCUGCAGGGAACGACGGCUGUGGAAAGCUCAGCACUUUGCGCUGCAAUCUGCUCUGCCCUACUUGCCACAAAUACAGAGAGGGGGGAGCUCUGCUGCGUGUGUGUGUGGUCCUGCUCUGUUUUGUUUUUGCUCAGCGUGAUUGAGAGACUCCUUGUUUGUACGGUGGGCCCUGUUACCCUUGGAACACAUGCGUGCACAGGCACAAUUUGACUCAGUGUACAUUGGGAGCAGUUUAUUGUUAGCUGGAUUGUGUACAUGACGUGGGUUUAAAUGAAGUGAGAUCAGUGGAGGGAGCAGAAACGGAGCAUAGGGGUGUUUAAUAUAAGGGAGUGAUGUAGUAGAAUGUAUUGUACCUGUAGGGGGAAACUGCAGCUGGGAAGGUCGGGGAAACAAAAGCAAAAUCAAUCCUUGUAUUUUAAAAACAAUAACCAUGUGCUGAUACCUCAGUCAUACACACAGGGAUGCAAGUUAUGAUUUCAUACAUGUAUUCAAAUAGACUGACAUUCACACAAACACACGAAGAUGUCUGCACAUACAUAUGAUUCCAGUAGGGGGUGGGUGGGGGGGGGGGGGGGUAUGUGAGUGUGUGUGAGAGAAGGUGAACAAGCGGACAAGGAGGGGAGGGGAUGCAGCAGCUAAGCAGCAGGGAUUGUGAUAAAUGGUUUAGCAUGACUUUGACUAUGAAGGAGAGGUUUUCCUCUGCAUGGAGGGGAGAGAAGGGAAGACUGAAGGAAAUGAGAUGGUGACGGGUAGAGGGUUUUGUUGCUUUGGUGGUGUCCAGGCUGUAUUGGCUUAGAGAAUGGCACUUUAAAAUCCAGUGCAUGUGUCUGGUGAGCUUAAAUGGCAUUGAAGACAGAGGCUCACCCUAUUCUCUCCCUACUCUGGAAAAUCUUCAGUGACCGGUGCUCCUCUGGCUGUUAACGAAGAAAAUAUACAUACAGUUCUAGUUGCUCUGCAUCUUUUCCCAGAUGCAGUGCUGCAGACAAAGAUGAAUGUUCUUUUAUUGAUAUGUGGCUUUUGUCACUUUUAGUGGAUAGCUUGUCAGAUCUCCGGAAGUCUGCCGUUUCUAACAUGGUUUGUUUACCAGCUGUGUCCAUGUGACUGGUUAGUCACUACAGGAACGAAUAACCCCCAGAUGUCCAUUUGAGCUGUCCAGCACUUUAUUACUGGGCUCCUGAUUCUGUGUCGCCCACAGACAUGAGCGCUAAACUAUUCCUUUUGCCCUCUGUUUGGUAGUGGCACAUUUUAUUCAGCUGUCAUGAAAUACUUUAGAGAUUCCAACAGAAGCUUCAUUUGUACUCAAAUGCAUCACGCUGGUGAGGAGAUGCUGUCAGUCUUGUCCGUUGAUUCGAAUGUUUUCUUGCAUCCAUAAAUGUUUUUGUACAAGAUAACCCAAGGACCCUUGAUUUGUGCUCAUGCUGGUUUUGCAAUAUGACAGCUUGUCAUAUGCAUGCAAGUUUUUUUUUUUUUUCUUUUCAAAGGGGAAUGGGUGGGGAGGGACACAUUUCUCUAAAUGUUUUGAUUGUGAGGGAAAGAUGCAUUUAUAACUUUUUUGUUUUGUAAUUUAUUUCCAAUAUUUCUAUAUUUUUGUUUUUGCAAAUGAUCACUUACAUUUGUAUGAGUAAGACAUGACAAGUCCAGGAAUAUGUAUAUAAAAUGUUCUUAUGUUCAGAUUCUUUGUUUAGUUUCUUACGUGCCGAGGUUAUUUUUUCAGAAAAUAACAUGAAUAUAUGCAAACUGAGACAAAAAUAAAGAUGUACAGAAUAAAGUAUUGAAUGUGUAUUUUACCUUGUACAGCAUUUGUCUAAUAAGACGGGUAAAUGUAUUCAUUCAAGUUGGAUUUGGAGUUUAAGAUGUGAAUGUUUACAGUGGGUUUGUGUAGGAAAAGAUGGCUGAUUAUCACUUUCUGUGCUCCCAGGGCAGUCUGACAACACUACUCCCAUAGGCAGUACAUUUAAACCAAAAAUCUCCGCUUUUAUUACGAUUAGUGCAAUGACCAGCUUCCGUUUGUGAAUUCACUGUAUACUGUGCCCCCCCCCCCCCUUUUUUUUUUUUUUUUUUUUUUUAAAAUAACUAUACAACACUUCACAACAGUUUUCACCUAUAUGGUAACUUCAACCAGAUAUAUUCUGAUAUAAACACAAUUUAUUUUAACCAUCUUAAUGUCAUAUUUUACAUCAGAUUUUUUUUUCAUUUUAUUUUUUUGUUACUCAUCAGCCUGGUUCUUUGGUCCUGAACCUAUAGCCAUAUCCCAGACUGUCUUCGCUUACACAGAUGCCCACCUUUCUCCAGUGCAAUGUAAUGCCAUAACUUAAAUUACCCUGAUGGAUUCAAGGGGUUACUACCUCUCCACCCUGGAAAAAAAAAUCUAAUAUAGCUCCUCAAUGGGAAGACGGUGUUAGAGCAGGUUUGGAAGGUUGAAGGAAAUGAAUGUGAUACUGAUCUGUUAGUCAACCCUGGUUGAGAUGGCCUGUGGAAAAUAAAAGUGGGAAACCGCUUAUUGUGUUUAAAAGUCUUAGAGAUUUUAGGUCACAUGCAUGUCCAAAAUGUCCAAGUGGACUUUUUUUUUUUUUUUUUUUUUUGAAGUGCAAACGAGGUGUUUUGUUAAAUUUCCUCCACAUACAAAUUGAGGUGAGGGAUCAAAAUAUGUGACUGGAUUAUUGUAAAAGCUGGUUUUCCCUCCCAUCUUUAAGACCCAAAUGCUGGUUUGUGUUUUAACACUUGAAAAGAACUGAUUAGUGUUGUAAACACACUGCAAAUCAACUCUAAACGCAGGCUCUUCUACAAUCAGGGUUGAACAUUAAUGAAGAGUGAAAAACAAGAAUUUUGUAUUCUGAUGUCCUUUGCUUAUAUCAAUGUGUGCGUUUUAUUUUGCACUUUGGAAUAUUUCAUUGUCAUAAAAGAAGUUUAUUUUCUAUGUAAAAUUUAACAUUAAAGAGUAAAAUACAUAUAAUUAAAAGUUCAGAUGUAUAAAUAUAGUGCUUUCUUUCUUGCCUGUAUUUUAUUAUUUUUCCUAUUUUGUAUCUGAUCUGUACACCCUGUAGAUGUGUAAUGAAUCUUUAACUACUGAAAUGCAAUGACCUGUUUUCUGUGCUGCCCCUCGGGAAUGGGGAGUUACUACUGCAGUUUCUUAUUGUAUCAGAUUCUUUUUUAAGUUUGUAAUAAAAAGAAAAAACAGAUUGGCAAAAUAAGCAUGGAAAAUAA